GCUGCAGAGAUAUCACGCGGAGAAAUUUAUUUUCAAAGAAAAAAAAUAAAUUAUUGACGGCACGUUUCCCCAUAUAUUCUAAGGAUGAAGCAAUUAUCGGAGGAAAGAACGAAGCUCGUGUUUGAGAAGCUAACAAAAUACAUUGGCACUAACGUGAAGAACCUGAUCGAUCGACCGGACGGGAUGUACUGCUUUCGGGAGAAAAAGGACAGGGUGUACUAUGUGUCGGAGAAGAUAUUAUCCUUGGCGAAUACCGUGGGAGGUGAUCACCUGUUGAGCUUAGGCACCUGCUUCGGCAGAUUCACAAAAUCGGGGAAGUUCAAGCUGCACGUUACCGCGUUACAUUAUCUGGCCCCUUACGCACAGCACAAGAUCUGGGUGAAACCCUCGGCGGAGCAACAGUUUCUGUACGGACAUCACGUUAUGAAAUCAGGUCUCGCUCGUAUAACGGAAGGUACUUCUCAGUAUCAGGGUGUCGUCGUGCUUUCUAUGAACGAUUUGCCACUGGGAUUUGGCGUUGCUGCAAAGAGUACAGCGGACUGCAAACACGCGGAUCCGAUAGCAACAAUUUGCUUUCACCAAGCGGACAUUGGAGAGUACAUACGUUCAGAGGACACGUUGCUCUAGCAAAGAUUCACAUGCCUGUUAUUUUUUCAAGGAAACGAAAUAUAUAUCCAAUUUGUACAGUAAA
Molecule: messenger RNA, 691 nt
Organism: Temnothorax curvispinosus
Lineage: Eukaryota; Metazoa; Arthropoda; Insecta; Hymenoptera; Formicidae
Product: 60S ribosome subunit biogenesis protein NIP7 homolog
Exons: 4
Coding region: 85-627 (180 amino acids)
Biological process (GO): ribosome assembly; ribosomal large subunit biogenesis
Cellular component (GO): preribosome, large subunit precursor; nucleus; nucleolus
Molecular function (GO): RNA binding
Source: RefSeq, a predicted model, not a curated record